Messenger RNA from Trichomonas vaginalis G3, 1539 nucleotides. RefSeq names its product armadillo (ARM) repeat-containing protein family. The transcript has a single exon. Bases 1 to 1539 code for a protein of 512 amino acids. Lineage: Eukaryota; Parabasalia; Trichomonadida; Trichomonadidae. The record is from RefSeq and is a predicted model, not a curated record.
AUGUCCAAAAUCAACUGGGACUAUUUAAGAACAUAUGAUAACCCUGAAGACUACGUCAGUGAGCUUUCUAAUGCAUUCAACCAAAUUGGCAAUGAUUCAGAAACAAUUGACCAGUUCUACAGAAUUAUCAUGAAGCAUUUCGAAGAUACAGUUCCAGAAGACAUCGGUAUUGCUACACUCAAUUCUCUCAAGCGUUUCAUCUCAUACAAGAUCAAGCGCGAUGUCUUCGUUCAGAAUAAGUACGCAGCAGCUCUUCCUUACAACCAGAAGAACCUUACAGAUGAUCUUCUUGAAGUUUUAUACAUCCUCGUCACACGUGCUCCAGAAGCUUUCACACAGGAAGUUGCUGAUGGUUUCUCCCGCAUGAUUGUUCGUCGUCCAAGGAAGGCCCUCCACAUUAUCUCAAUCUACGCCACAUACUUCAAAGGCCUCGAGAACGCAUGGCCACUUCUCGACGACCUCAUCCAAGGUCAACGCCGUUUCUCAGUUGAUGAGUGCGCAAAGGAGUACGUUCUCCUUCUUGCCUACCUCGUUACAGAGCACCGUGGCUUCCGUCGUGGCCGCGCUAAAGCUUGCUUCGAUUGCGUUGCUCAAAACCUCGAAUCCGAAAAUGAAGACGUUAUCAACGCUACAUACAGCGCUCUUGCUUCCAUCGUUUCUGUAGAGCAGAACAUUAUCGUUCCAUUCCGCGAAAUCCGUGCUCAUCUUCGUUUCCCACAAUUCGAAUCAAAGAUCCUCGAUUUCUUACUUGUUUGCCCACUCAACUUCGACGGCAUGGACAAUCCAAAGUUCCUCCAGGCCUUACUCAAGAUCGCAGCUCGUGGCGAAGACGAAGCCCAGAUUGAGAGACUCAGAAACGAAAAUGGAGUUGAAUACACAAAGGAAGAAUCCCUUGAUGUCUCCAACAGAGCCGCUCUCGUCUUAAUGAGACUCGCCGAAGACCGCAAAGUUCGAGAAACCCUCAUCAACACUCCAAAGUGGCUCAAGGCAGAUUUACCAACAACAAUCCAUACACUCAGACUUUUCCUCGUCAUCUUCAAGGAUAUGCAGUGCCGCGCAGUCCUUGGAAGAAAGCCAGAGUUCAUCGACUUCCUUUCAAACCUCAACGAAGUUGGCGAUGAGAGUAUUCACUCACUUAUCUGCACAAUCAUUCGUCGUAUCAACCUCAACGCUGCUCUUGUCAAGGAAAUGUCAAAGAAUGAAUUUAUUGCUGCAUUCCUCGGCAACGCUGAUGAAAUUGGCACUGACAACUCUCACUACUCCGCUAUUCUCUUUACAGAUACACUCUGCAAGAUCUGUUUCACAAAGGAAUUCAUCCCAAUGUGCGAAACAGUCUCAAACUUCAUCCAAGAGGGAGGUGACAACCUUUCUCCAGCUAUCAAACUCGCUACUGACCUCUGCAAACACCAGAGAUGCGUAGAAAAGUUCCAGAAACUCAGACUCGCUCCUUACCUCGAACGCAGAAUCAGCAAGAUGAAGAACAGAGGCCACAUCAGAGCUCUCAUCAAACUCAUCAAGGGCGAAGAAGAUAUGCCAUAA